UUCCUUGGACACUUCAGUCCACUUACGAUUGCCGAUCUUGACACACUGCAAUGGAAAUACGGCAUAAUAUUCUGCAACUGCGAUUGCUGCUUGUCAGCGUUUUAUUCCUGGCCAUUGGCCAUGCGCAGGGAGACCAUCAACAUGCCCGAUCAUCUGCUGUCCAUUCGCUUCCUGUGAAGAACCCUGAGGAGAUGGAGGCCCUCUACUGGCGCGAGAAUGCUCAGAGUACGCUGGCAGCCAAGUUGGCCGCUCUGGAAUUGGCACACACGAAGAAGGCGAAGAAUGUGAUACUCUUUCUGGGAGAUGGCAUGUCCAUUCAUACUGUGACGGCAACACGCAAUCUGCUGGGCGAUAGCUCCGCCAAGGUCUACUUUGAGCAGUUCCCCUACACGGGUCUGUCCAAGACGUACUGCAUCAAUCGCCAGGUGGCCGAUUCCGCGUGCACCGCGACAGCCUAUUUGGGCGGAGUGAAGGGCAACUACGGCACAAUUGGCGUGAAUGCGAAUGUGCCGCGCUACGAUUGCAAAGCCGCCUAUGAGGCGGCGAAUCAGGUGGAUGGCAUUGCCAAGUGGGCACAGGAUGUGGGCAAGGAUGUGGGCCUUGUGACCAGUGCUCGGGUGACGCAUGCCUCGCCAGCUGGCGUAUAUGCGCACAUCUCCGAUCGCAAUUGGGAGAACGAUGCCGAGGUGAUUUCUGCCCAAUGCGAUCCCGAGGAGAGCAUUGACAUAGCACGUCAGCUGGUCGAGUGGGAUGUGGGUAAACGUCUCAAGGUCAUUUUGGGAGGCGGUAGGCAGAAUUUCCUCAACAACACAGAGCGCGAUGAGGCUGGAUAUCAGGGCUAUCGCACGGACGGACGCAAUCUAAUCAAGAACUGGCUGGCGGACAAGAAGGAUCAGAAAGCCAGCUAUGUGUGGAGUCACAAAGGUCUCACCCAGCUCGAUCUGGACAACACGGACUAUCUGCUUGGGCUGUUCGCCAGUGGACAUCUACCCUACGAUGGUGAUCGCGAGCGCAGUCCCAAGAACAGUCCUCUAGCCGACCCCUCUCUCACCGAACUAACGGAGGCGGCAAUUCGUGUCCUCAGUCGCAACGAUGAGGGCUUCUUUCUGUUUGUCGAGGGUGCUCGCAUCGACAUGGCUCACCAUGACAACUAUGCGCGUCGCUCCCUAGAGGACACUGCUGAGUUCGCCAGGGCUGUGCAGAAGGCACGCGAAAUGACCUCCGACCAGGAUACGCUCAUUGUCGUCACUUCCGAUCAUUCGCAUGUGUUGACCGUUAACGGCUAUCCGAGGCGAGAGCAGGAUAUAACGGGGUUGGCGGACAAGGACGCCGAUGACAAUUUGCCGUAUAAUAUACUCUCCUAUGCCAACGGACCGGGCUAUGCGGGCACCUAUACCAAGACGGAUGGUCGCAAGCGGGUCACCCAGAAGCACACGGAAUACCCGCUGUAUGUGAGCCCCUCGAUGGUGCCCCUCAACGCGGACACGCAUGGUGGUGACGAUGUGACCGUCUUUGCCUCCGGCCCCUAUGCACAGUACUUCAGUGGCAACUACGAGCAGACCAAUAUACCAGCCAUGAUGGCCAGGGCCGCCGGCAUUGGACCCUAUGCCAAUGUCCAGCCUUAGAGCACAAUAUGUUCAACUGUCUGUGUAUGUGUGUGUGCGUGUGUGUCCUUUAUUGUCAAUUCGAGUUACAACAUGCAAUUAAAACUUAAGCGAAACAGCUAAAUGCA
Messenger RNA from Drosophila grimshawi, 1732 nucleotides. It is a transcript of the gene Alp6, whose product is annotated as membrane-bound alkaline phosphatase. Gene Ontology annotation, biological process: dephosphorylation. The transcript has 3 exons. NCBI's taxonomy places the organism in Eukaryota, Metazoa, Arthropoda, Insecta, Diptera, Drosophilidae. Gene Ontology annotation, molecular function: alkaline phosphatase activity. The record is from RefSeq and is a predicted model, not a curated record. The coding region runs from base 51 to 1625 and encodes 524 amino acids.